AUGGUGGUGCCUGCAGUGACGGCGAUGGAGGCGGUGACAGCAGCUCCAGCAAGUAGUAGCCAUGAUGGCGGAUCAGAGAGGGGGCUGAUGGCGGUGACAGCACUGGCAAACAGUAGCCAUGAUGGUGAAUUGGGGGGCUAUGAGGUAUUCUUAAGCUUCAGAGGGCCUGACACCCGCUUAACCAUUGCGGAUUCUCUCUACGAAGCCAUUAAAGAUGUAGGGAUCCGCGUUUUCAAAGACGACAAAGAGCUCCGAGUUGGUAAAGAGAUUGGAGGCAGUCUUUUGCAAGCAAUCGACGAAUCCAGAAUUUACAUCCCGAUUUUCUCCAAAAAUUACGCUUCAAGUAAGUGGUGCCUCCGUGAGCUCACGUACAUAGUGAAGUCAUCGAGAGAUGAUGCUGAGAAAGUGAUACUCCCUAUAUUCUACUACGUGGAUGCGGAUGAUGUUAAGCUAAAGACCGAGUUAUAUAGACAAGCCCUCCAAAAGCACGAGAAUGACUCCGGGAAGGAUACGGCAAAGCAGUGGGAGGAGGCUUUAAAAGAGGUUGUCAGAAUUAAAGGAUGGAAUCUAAAAGAUUACCGGUAUCGUUAG
Molecule: messenger RNA, 591 nt
Organism: Eucalyptus grandis
Lineage: Eukaryota; Viridiplantae; Streptophyta; Magnoliopsida; Myrtales; Myrtaceae
Product: TMV resistance protein N-like
Exons: 1
Coding region: 1-591 (196 amino acids)
Biological process (GO): signal transduction
Source: RefSeq, a predicted model, not a curated record